Messenger RNA from Sinocyclocheilus rhinocerous, 3126 nucleotides. It is a transcript of the gene arap1, whose product is annotated as ArfGAP with RhoGAP domain, ankyrin repeat and PH domain 1. The transcript is spliced from 18 exons. Gene Ontology annotation, cellular component: cytoplasm. NCBI's taxonomy places the organism in Eukaryota, Metazoa, Chordata, Actinopteri, Cypriniformes, Cyprinidae. Gene Ontology annotation, biological process: positive regulation of GTPase activity; regulation of cell shape. Gene Ontology annotation, molecular function: protein binding; phosphatidylinositol-3,4,5-trisphosphate binding; GTPase activator activity. The record is from RefSeq and is a predicted model, not a curated record. The annotation marks the transcript as partial.
AUACAACCAUCCGGAGGAAAACAACAACAACCGGAGCGAUAAAACAAGCCCAAGUUCUGCCGCAGACGCGCGUACGUCCCAUUCCAGCGAUGAUUCCCUGAGCUCGUCCCAUGGAGAAGAAGUCCUGCAGUGUAUUCCUGCAGCCCGGCGCUCCGGUCAUGUCCUUCGUCCCGCCAGAGAGUUCCCAGCCCGUGUGCGAUUGGCUGAGUGGCCUCCGGCUCGACCAGUACUGCCCGGCCUUCCGGGAGGCGGGGCUGGGAACGCUGUGGGAGUGUCAGGAUCUAAGCUCCGCCCAGCUGCAGCGGAUGGGCGUGGCUCUGCCCGGCCACAGGAAGCGGAUCCUCGGCAGCCUGCGCAAGCUCCUCCCCUCGGCGGCGGGAACGGAGGAGGACGAGGAGCGAGAGGAGGACAGGCCCGUCGUCCGAGAGAGGACCAAAUUCAGAGUGUCGGAAAACAGUGUCGCAGGUAGACGCCCGCCUCCCGUCCCUCCUCGAGUCACGCCCAAUCGACCCCCCGUUCCCUUCACGCCUGGAUCGGUAACCAUGGUGACCGCUCCUGAGCCUAUCAGCCUCCCUGAACAAAAGGAAACGCCCACACCUGCCGAACAAACCAAGCCCAUCCCAACUCCCAGGCCACGCCCAGAACACCUGCCUCUUAAAGGGCCGGCGCAGCAACUCCAGACGAGCGAGAGGAAACCAUCUCCUGUGUCUCCCUCUUCCUCCUCCUCCUCCUCCUCCUCAUCAUCGGAGCGCUUCCACCUGUAUGAACAGUGUUCGUCUCCUGCUCAGGGAGAAGCGGGCGCUCCUCCUCUUCCUCCUAAGAGCUACGCCGUGGGCGUCUCUAAAGAGCCCAGAGAUGGCCUGUACAGACCCCCUGUUCCACCGCCUCGUGUCUCCGUCUGCUCCAGAACUACGAAUCCCAGAAGCACGUCAUCCGGAAGCCCGCCCAUGUCCAGCGCUCCUGUAGAUGAUCCGUCAGACACGGAUCGAGUCCCAGACGUCCCGCCUCGGAUCAUCAGACCUCCGAACGAGAGCCAAAGGAGAGACGUCCCACCGCCGCCGAACACAAACAAGUUGGAUUCAGAUGAAAGUUCAGAUGAAUAUGACGAGCGCGAGCUCAGCAGAGACGCUAAACUCAUAGACAUGGCCAGCAAGAUGUCCUUGAUGGUUCCCAAGGCGACGAAACCCCGUUACAGCAGCCUGUGCAGCGACGACGAGCUACUAGACGAUGACACCAUCUCUUACGAAUCUGUGUCCCUGAAACGGAGUUCAUGGAUCGAAGAUUUGGGUUCGAUCUCCGGCUCUCAGAGCAGCAUCUACCUGCCAAUCACAGGCCACGUCAGUGCUCCGCCCCCUCGGGAAGACCCCGCCUCCACCAGCGUCCCCGUGAUUAAAGUGGGCUGGCUGGACAAGAAUCCUCCUCAGGGGUGUCUGAUAUACCAGCGCCGCUGGGUCAAACUGGAUGCUGAAUACCUGAGAUACUUCGACACUGAGAAGGACGUCUACUCGAAGAGGAUCAUACCUACAGUGUCCAUCACCGGCGUGGUCAACGUGGGAGAGCAGAAGUUUGAAGUGGUGACGCACAAUCGCACUUUCCUGUUCCGAGCCGAGAGCGACUGUGAGUGUUCAGACUGUGUGUGUGUGUGUUGUUUAAAGCACAUGAUUAGGAGCUACGAGAUGAAGGGUUACCUGGAGCUGCGCGGCCUGCGCUCUAAACUUUACACGGUGGUGUGUGCGGAUAAAGUCUUCCUCUACAAAAACACAGAGGAUUAUCGUCUGGGAAUCGGCAUCACCUCGAUCGAUAUGAAUGUUGGUAAUGUGAAGGAAGUGGAUCGGAGAGCGUUUGAUCUGACCACACCGUACCGCAUAUUCAGUUUCGUAGCGGAUACGGAUCAGCUGAAGGAUCAGUGGGUGGAGGCCAUGCGCAACUCUAUCGCAGAGGCCUUGUCCAAUUACGAAGUGGCUGAGCGGAUCUGGGCGGAGCCGUCCAAUCAGAUGUGUGCCGACUGCAGCGCUGCCAAACCUGAGUGGGCCGCCAUCAACCUGACUGUGGUUUUCUGCAAGCGAUGUGCAGGAGAGCAUCGCGGUCUCGGCCCGAGCAUAUCUAAAGUACGCAGUCUCAAAAUGGACAAGAAGGUCUGGAGCGAAGAUCUCAUCCAGCUGUUCCUCGCUCUAGGAAACGAACGAACCAAUCAGUUUUGGGCGGCGAACGUCCCGCCCAGCGAGGCCUUGACCCUGAAUAGCAGCAGCGAGGAGCGACGUCGCUUCAUCACGGCAAAAUACCGCGAGGGCAAAUACCGCCGAUAUCACCCGCUGUUCGGAAACCAGCGAGAACUCAAUAACGUGAAACUCCCGAGGUCAGAGGUGAAGGUCGCCAUAGACAGGGUGCACUACAUGGCCCCGCCCUCCGUCACGCAUAAUGGGUUUCUAUUUAAGACCGCCUCCAUGGCUCGACCAAUCACAGAGAAGAAGGGGAAAGAAGAGUUCAGUCGGCGCUGGUGUGUGCUGAAUGACGGGAAUUUUAGCUACUAUGAAAGUGACAAAAACGCUACUCCGAACGGAGGACUGAAGAUGAAGGAGAUCGUCUGUCUGGCUGUCAACGCUCCCGAGACUCAUGGGUACGAUCACACGUUUGAGCUGUACUCGGAUGCCGAGCGCUUGUAUCUGUUCGGCACUGAUAAUCCCGAGACCAUGGGCGAGUGGGUCAAAUCCAUCGCAAAGUCAUUCAUUCCCGCGGCUGCGGAGGAUCUGUUACUGAAGGACUUCGAGCGCAUCGGCCGGCUGCGUUAUAAAGACAGACUGAACCGGGAGAUGUCGAGACUGGGCUGGUUCUGUCUGGUGGGGUCCAGCCUGCACAUCCGGCUGGAGGAGCACACCGCAGACGAGACCAUCGACCUGCAGAAGCUCAUGGAGCUCUCGAUCCAGCCGGAGAAUGAGGUUCUGGUUCUGGUGGAGCGAGGCAGGACGCUGUACAUCGAGGGCGAGAGGAAGCUGGAUUUCCAGGGCUGGGCGGCAGCCAUCCAGAGGGCUGCUGGGAGUUCUGGAGACACACUGAGUCAGCAGCAGCUGACGGAGGCCGACAUUCCCGUGAUCGUGGAGCGCUGCAUUCAUUUCACCACUCAAUACG